Molecule: messenger RNA, 10511 nt
Organism: Cygnus atratus (black swan)
Lineage: Eukaryota; Metazoa; Chordata; Aves; Anseriformes; Anatidae
Gene: PCDH17
Product: protocadherin 17
Exons: 6
Coding region: 2555-6151 (1198 amino acids)
Biological process (GO): homophilic cell-cell adhesion
Cellular component (GO): plasma membrane
Molecular function (GO): calcium ion binding
Source: RefSeq, a predicted model, not a curated record
GGCGAGCGGCGCUGGGAGAGCGUGGCGAGGCGCGGCGGCACCGCCAGUGCUGCAGUGAGGGAGGCGAGGCGGAGAAAGGAGGAAAAAAAAAAAAAAAAAGAGAGAGAGAGCGGCUCCAACUGUUGAAUUUUCGCUGAAUCUCCACUUGCUCCGCGGGCGGCUGGUGAAAUGGAUCUGGCUUACCGGGGAUCGGCGUGGCUUUUGCGUGCUGUCUGGCUGGGGCUGGAGACCGUCUGUUUGAGAGGGGCCACCCGUCAAUGAGGCGGAGAAGAGAUCGGGUGUUUCCUUGGGGUUUUGAGAGCCUCUCCACCACAGGUUGCAGAAUUAACUGUGUACUUUGGGGUCCGGACUCAAAUAAAGGAGAAAAAAAAGCAGUGCAGGACUGAGACUUGGAACUAGAUCUUUAAGCUAUGCAUUGGGAACUUAUGGGUUGUUUUUUGUUUUAUUUUUUGCUCUUUUAAUCUGAAAGAUCUCUGAUUAUUUCACACAUAACACUGAGGAAAGGUGGUUAAAAACACUCAGCAAAGCAGGAGACAGACGCGCCUCUGUGCCAGUGAGUGGAUAACAGCCUUGUUUUCCUGAUCCUCAGUCUCCAGGAGAAAGAGAGUGAGUCAGAAGCGUUAGGAAGAAGCUGCAACUAAUGUCUGUGAAGGGAGGAACAUGAGGUGAUAGUGAAUGUGAUUUGUUCCGCUGGAUCUGACUCAUCCAGCAGAUUCAAACACCUGCAUUUCUGGAUCUGCCAUUCACUUAUUUCUGGUUGUAAAAAGAACUUGAAAAUUUACCCUUCCCCAAUAUUUACUUAUACAGCAUAUUACUGGGAAAGGUAAAUCAGACAGGGUGAAUGCAUCUGGCAUUGCCGCUGUUCUCCCCACUACACCAAGAUGCCCGGAGAGACUGCUAAAGCUUGAAAGGGCUGCAAAAAAUGCGUCACACCAGCCACGGAUCUGCAUAGGCUUUAAGAUAAGCGAAUUAGUCGAUUAAAAGAUCUGCCACUUUAUUCAUCAUCCAGAUUGUUUUUUUCUCUUCCUCUCCCCUCCCCUAAAUGAAGAGGACUAGGCGGCAGUGUCGUUGGAAGGAGACGCUGAAUAGAAAGAAAAGAGAGGCACUUGACAGCGCAGCCUUGUGAAUACAGAGACUGUUUCCCUUUUAGCGAGAGACUAAGAGAGUGUGUGUGUGGUGGCUUUUCUUUCUCUCUCUCCCCCCACCCCCUUAGUCUUUUCCUUUCUCGCUCGCUCGCUUUUUUUUUUUUUUUUUUUUUUAAGUCUAUCCGUGCAGCCAUGGGUUGCCUGUUGAUUUCCUCUCGACUGGAGAGAAAAGCAAACUGGAAUUAAACUGCAUCUAGAAAAGUGCAGCUCCUCAGACAAGCAUACGCAAACACGCAUAGAUACACAGAGAAAGGAUGUGGUGGUGGCGGCGGCUACUGGCUUGUCUUAAAGAAACCCAAGUGUGCAUCUGAUUGAGCACAGCCUGUGAUUUCUCUUAAAAGAUAUAUGUUUACUGCUAAGGAUGAUGAUCAGCUGGUGGGUUUCUUAAUUUUUUUCCAUCCCAAACGGUUGAGUGGGAGGCUGGUAGUAGAGGGAGAGAAAGGAAACUACAAAUCCGGACACUAGUUUGUUGUGUCUUUUGUUUUGUUUUGUUUUCCCCUCUACCCUCCGAUUCUCAUUUCCUUGCCUUCUGAUUCGGGAAGGAAAGAGUGAGGGUGUACGAGACAGAGAGGGGGAAAUACCGAUGGCAGCGAGAUGCAGCUCUCCGCCGCAAGCAAUGCAAGAUUAGAUCUCUAAAUGCAGCAAAACACUCCCUGAAAACCAACAACCCCGCGGUGCAAUCAGACAUUUCACUGCCUCUCACUGCACACGAAGAGGGCUUCAACAACAAGCUGAGACUUCUUUUCCCUUCUGUCUCUCUCUCAUCCCUCCACUCCAUCAAUCGCAUCGCAAGUGAUGAGUAGCAAAUAAGCUUUACUCCCUUUGCUUACAGACCUGUGGCCACCACCCCUUGCCCAAUGUAUAUAUAAAUACACGUCUUAAAAAAAAUCUUUUUGAUCGUUUUUAGAAAAACAACCACCGCCGCCGAUUUUUUAUGAUUGUUAUUUUUAUUAUCCUUUGUGCAUCUGCGGAGAUUCAAGGAUCUGGAACACUUCGCCUGCCCGGAGGAGAAGAUCUUUUUGCCAAUUGUCUGAUUUUUGAAAUCCUCCCCCUGCCGAAGUUGGACAGCCGAAGUAACUGCGAGGGGACUGCAAGCACGGCAGCGCUUGCUGAAAGGCUGCCGAGGCUGCUCCCCCCUCCCCCGCGGCCCCCCCGCUCGCUCGCUUCCUCCCUCUGAGCUACAUGGUCCAUUUGCUGCCUCUCAUCCUGUGUCUCUGCAGAUGUUUUAGAGCAACAGGUUCAGGAACUUAAAAUAUAGGAGUGGGGAGAGAGGAGGAGAGGGAAAAAAAAAAAAAAAAAGAAAGGAACGGUGUUGGAGGAGGAAGAGCAAUCCCCGCGCAGGAGGCACAGAAGACGGGGACAACCCUGGUCGCCGCUGCAGUUGCUGCCACCCCCACCCCUGCUCGGGGAUGUACCUUUCCAUUUGUUGCUUCUUCCUGUGCUGGGCUCCCGCCCUGUCGCUGAAGAACCUGAAUUACUCGGUGCCGGAGGAGCAGGGAGCGGGCACGGUCAUCGGGAACAUCGGCCGCGAUGCGCGGCUGGCGGCGGGCGGCGGGAUGCUGCCCGCGGAGCGCGGCGGCCCCGGCGGUGGUCGCGGCGCCAAGUCCACCUUCAGGGUGCUGGAGAACUCAGCCCCGCACCUCCUCGACGUGGACGGAGAGAGCGGGCUGCUCUACACCAAGCAGCGCAUUGACCGCGAGGCGCUGUGCCGGCGCAGCGCCAAGUGCCAGCUGUCCCUCGAGGUGUUCGCCAACGACCAGGAGAUCUGCAUGAUCAAGGUGGAGAUCCAGGACCUGAACGACAACGCACCGGCAUUCCCAUCCGACCAGGUGGACAUGGACAUUUCAGAAAAUGCCGCGCCGGGCACCCGCUUCCCCCUUACCAGCGCCCACGACCCAGACGCCGGGGACAACGGGCUGCGCACCUACCUGCUCACCCGUGAUGACUACGGCCUCUUCUCCCUUGAUGUGAAGUCCCGUGGUGAUGGCACAAAAUUUCCGGAGCUGGUCAUCCAGAAGCCAUUAGACCGUGAGGAGCAGAGUCACCACACCCUGGUGCUGACGGCACUGGACGGCGGCGACCCACCGCGCUCAGGCACGGUGCAGAUCAAUGUGCGCCUCAUUGACUCCAAUGACAACAGCCCUGUCUUUGAGGCAGCCUCCUAUGUGGUGGAACUGCCAGAGAACGCACCGCUGGGCACGGCUGUCAUUGACCUCAAUGCCACUGAUGCUGAUGAGGGCACCAACGGGGAGGUGCUCUACUCCUUCAGUGGCUACGCGCCUGAGCGUGUCCGCGACCUCUUUAGCAUCGACCCGCAGAGUGGCCUCAUCCGUGUCAAGGGCAACCUGGACUAUGAGGAGAGUGGCCUUAUAGAGAUCGACGUCCAGGCUCGGGACCUGGGACCCAACCCUAUCCCUGCUCACUGCAAAGUCACCGUCCGCCUCAUUGACCGCAACGACAACGCGCCCACCAUUGGCUUUGUGUCUGUUCGCCAGGGAGCACUGAGUGAGGCUGCCCCACCGGGCACCGUCAUUGCCCUGGUGCGGGUCACCGACCGUGACUCUGGCAAGAAUGGGCAGCUCCAGUGCCGGGUGCUGGGCGGUGGUGGUGGGCCUGGAGCUGUCCCUUUCACCCUGGAGGAGAACUAUGACAACUUCUACACUGUGGUCACUGACCGUCCCCUGGACCGUGAGGCACAAGAUGAAUACAAUGUGACCAUCGUGGCACGGGAUGGGGGCAGCCCCCCACUCAACUCCACCAAGUCGUUCUCUGUCCGGAUCCUCGAUGAGAAUGACAACCCACCUCGCUUCAGCAAGAACCUCUAUGUGUUGCAGGUGCCUGAGAACAAUAUCCCUGGGGAAUACCUGGGCUCUGUAUUGGCCCAGGACCCGGAUCUGGGGCAAAAUGGGACAGUUUCUUACUCCAUUCUGCCUGGGCACGUAGGUGACGUCUCCAUCUACACCUAUGUCUCUGUCAACCCAACCAAUGGUGCUAUCUAUGCCCUGAGAAGCUUCAACUAUGAGCAGACAAAGCACUUUGAAUUUCGCGUGCUGGCCAAGGACUCGGGUUCACCCCACCGUGAGAGCAAUGCCACAGUACGUGUCACUGUGCUCGAUGUCAAUGAUAAUGCACCCCUCAUUGUCCUGCCUGCCCUCAUCAAUGACACUGCUGAGCUGCAGGUGCCACGCAACGCUGGGGUGGGCUACCCGGUGGGCACUGUCCGUGCCCUGGACAGUGACUUUGGGGAGAGUGGGCGCCUCACAUACGAGAUUGUGGAAGGCAAUGAGGAGCACCUCUUUGAGAUGGACCCCACUAGUGGUGAGAUACGCACCUUGCACCCCUACUGGGAGGAGCUCAGCCCUGUGGCUGAACUUGUGGUAAAAGUCAGUGACCAUGGCAAGCCCAGCCUCUCUGCUGUGGCCAAGCUCAUUGUCAGGGCCUUGGCGGGGCCCCUGCCCGAGGCUGGUGAGCCGCAAGUGAAUGGCGAGCAGCACCGGCGACCACACUGGGACUUGUCUCUGCCCCUGAUCGUGACCCUGAGCACUGUCUCCAUCAUCUUGCUGGCUGCCAUGAUCACUAUUGCUGUGAAGUGCAAGCGAGAGAACAAGGAGAUCCGCACCUAUAAUUGUCGCAUUGCUGAGUAUAGCCACCCUCAGCUGGGAGGAGGGGGAGGCAGUGGUGGGGGAGGAGGAGGCAGUGGCAGUGGAGGGGGCAAGGGCAAGAAGAAGAAGAUCAGCAAGAAUGACAUUAUGCUGGUGCCCAGUGAGGGCGAGGACAGCCGGGGCCCCCUCAAUGUCAUGAACGUGGUGAGCAGCCCAUCCCUGGCCACCUCACCUAUGUACUUUGACUACCAGACCCGCCUGCCCCUCAGCUCUCCCAGGUCUGAGGUGAUGUACCUGAAGCCCGCCUCCAACAACCUGACUGUACCCCAGGGACAUGUGGGCUGCCAUACCAGCUUCACAGGGCAAGGGACUAACGCCAGCGAGGCUCCCCCGAGCCGGAUGUCCAUAAUUCAGACAGACAAUUUUCCCGCAGAGCCCAAUUACAUGGGCAGCAGGCAGCAGUUUGUUCAAAGUAGCUCCACGUUCAAGGAUCCAGAAAGAGCCAGCUUGAGGGACAGCGGGCAUGGGGACAGUGAUCAGGCUGACAGUGACCAAGACACUAACAAAGGCUCCUGCUGUGACAUGUCUGUUAGGGAGGCACUCAAGAUGAAAACUACUUCAACUAAAAGCCAACCACUUGAACAAGAACAGCAAGGCAGAGGCCAAAGACCCAUUGUUGGGAUCUGUGGACCAGCCCGCUGUGAGGAUGGAAAAUUUUCAGAGCAAGAAGAAUGUGUUAACUGCACAGAUGAAUGCAGAGUGCUUGGUCAUUCUGACAGGUGUUGGAUGCCACAGUUCCCUGCAGCCAGCCAGGCUGAGAAUGCAGAUUAUCGCACAAAUCUCUUUGUACCCACAGUUGAAGCUAAUGUUGAGACUGAGACUUACGAAACUGUGAAUCCCACUGGGAAAAAGACUUUUUGUACAUUUGGGAAAGACAAGAGAGAGCACACUAUUCUCAUUGCCAAUGUUAAACCUUACUUAAAAGCCAAACGUGCCCUGAGUCCUCUGCUUCAGGAGGUUCCCUCAGCAUCGAGCAGCCCAACCAAGACAUGCAUUGAGCCUUGCACCUCAACAAAAGGACCUCUGGAUGGUUGUGAAGUGAAAUCAGGAGCCUUGGCUGAACCAAACAGCCAAUACUUGUCAACUGACAGUCAGUAUCUAUCGCCUAGUAAACAGUCAAAAGACACUCCCUUCAUUGCAUCAGAUCAGAUGGCUAGGGCGUUUGCAGAUGUGCAUUCCCGAGUGAGCCGAGACUCGAGUGAGAUGGACUCUGUUCUGGAGCAGUUAGAUCGUUCAGCCCGGGAUCUAGGCAGGGAGUCGGUGGAUGCCGAGGAAGUUGUCAGAGAAAUAGACAAGCUCUUGCAGGACUGUCGGGGAAGCGACCCUGUGGCCGUCAGAAAGUGAGGGGGAAAAUAAGGACAGGCUGGCAGUUACGUUCCUCUUCUGCUGAUUAAAAACAAAACAAACAAACAAAAAGAAAUCAUAAAAUCCCCUGGUUGUAACAGAUUUACAAGAAUGAAGGAAGACCAAUGCUGCUUUAAGGCUUUUAGUGAACAUCUGAAGUGCCCACAAGUAUGUUUUUUUCACUGAUCUUUCUUUUUGACAGAUAACACUGGUUUCAUUUUGACCAAACUUUCAUUAGGACAGAGUCAAGUACACUAAGAACUAUAUGAAGGAAGGAAAGAUGGUGCCAUUUUGACAAUCUGAUAGGAAGGUGUGAGAAAGGUGGAAUGGAAAUACAUCUGAUACUUUGAGACUGUCCUCAAUAGCUGAUGCUGACUUUACUGUUUACGUAUAAACCCCAAGAAAAACAGGGUUGAAUAUUUCUGACCUGUGGUGAAUUUCCAGCAGUCACCGCAGGCUUCUACUGAAAGUCCUAAAAAGAGUUCUUGUAGUAGUCCAAGUGACACCAAACAUUAACAUUCAUUUGUGGUAAACAUUUAUGUACAAAGUUAUCUGCCACAAAUAUGAGAGAAAAAAAAAAAAAAGGAACAAGAAAACAAACAAACAAAAACCCACCAUUCCAAAUCAUUACUCAACAAAACAUAUCCUGAUCAUUAGUAAAACACUUCAUAUCACAUUAAGGUUAAAUGUAAAAUGAUAUAGUCCAUCUUGUCCUGCACACACAUAAGAUAAUUCACUUGAUAAAAAAGAAAAAAAAAGAUUUUAAUAUCUAUUUAGCAUUUUAGUGUCCAACAAACUAUAAAUAGUUAGUGAUAAGUUUAAAAAGAAAAGGGGGGGGGGGGGGGAAUAAAUUUUGAAAAAGAAAAUAGUUACCUUUCAGGGUAAUACGCAAAAGAAAUUAACAUUAUUAACAUUUUUAUAUACAUUUGUGGACACUAAAAUAGCUCAGGAAAGUGAAAAUGUCUUAGACAUCCACACAAAUCACAUGAUCAUUUAAAUGUGCAAAUGUAAGAAGAUUCAGUGUGUUUACAUCAAAUUACAUAUUUUUAUUGAUUUUUUGCAGAUUCAGUGCAUAUGAGCCAAAUUGUUGAGUGUAUAAGAGCUAUAUUGUGUAUUUUAUUAAAUUAAUAUAUAGUUGUGUUGCAAAAAUAUUUGGGCUUAUAUUGUAAAUGGCAAGUGUUGCCUCGGUAGCUGUCGAACUCUAUGAGUUUUGUUUUUUCCUGCUUCCUUUUCCCCAUGGAUUGUGGGAAGCAGUGCCUCAGAGCAAAGUCUCUUGUUUAAUGUAUGGUCUACGAAGUACUGCAGUACAUAAUCUGUUCAAAAUGUGUUUGAGUGAGCUGAUGGAGCUAACUGAAUGGCCUACAAAUAUAUCCAUCAGUCAUGGUUAUGUGCAAGUCCUAGUAGAAGCUUCUAUUGCAAACCCAUGUUUAAUAACAAAAAUUACACUCAAACCCACACCUGUAACCUCCUUGUUUUUUUGUUUUGUUUCGUUUUGCUUUCCCAAACACAUGCAGACAGUCGUUUAAUGUAAGAUAUUUGAUUGACUUCUUAAGAGAUGACACCCUUUUCAAAGUUUUGCUAAUAAUUUGAGAGAGCUGCAAAACAUCUCAGUGCCAAAACAUGUUAAGUCAUGAACAGUAUUUUCUCUGAUUUUUUAGAGUGUGCAAUUGAUUACUGCAGUUCUAGUUAUACAUGGUUUAUUCUGGGGGGGAUGUUUUUAGUUUUGUUUUCAUUUGUUAUGAAAAAUAUUUGCUGAAUAACUUGGAAAGAGUUUCAACUUUUCAAUUAUUUUUUCUAAGGGUAAUUUUAUUGCAUUUGAAAAAUUCAAAAUUACCUUCAGAUGGAAGUUGAAAAAAAACAACCCAAGUUCAAAAUAAAAUAACAGAUAGAACAAGAAAAAGAAAAAGAAAAAAUGUUUAGCUCAGGAUCUGUCCCUUAUAUGCCUCAGAUAUUCUUGGACAUAUCGCUAUGGCACAUUUUUUAAAUACAGUGUCUGGGUCAUAUUAAAUUUAAGCUCUACUAUACAAACACAAAUGAAAGAGGUUAUUUAGGUUGGCAAUCUCGAAUCUCACAAAGCCAUACUUUUCAUCAAUUCAAGGAUGAACAGCAACACAUUUUCAUGUUGGCUUUGCUGUUAAAGGGUGAUUUUAACUAGUCAGUCCUACAAUGAACUGUCUUUGGUUGUUGGAAACACACAUUCUGAAAGUUUGCUCUUAGCUCCUGCUGUUAGAAGAAGUCUACAAUUACAUGUAAACAAAGGAUCUUGUACAUGUUUCAUCAAACUACUCUCCAUGUUUUGGACAAUUUAUGUAACUAAAAUGUGGUGUUGUCUGUGUUAUAUAUAUUUUUUUCUUUUUGGCCAGGAGACCCAAGAUUGAUUUUGCUUGAUAGCUUGAUAGCUUGAAAUUCCAUAGUGGAGAGGAUUUCUUAUCAUUUGAUCAGUCUUUUAUACGUAUUUCUGUGGUGCUCAUCACUUCAGUGUCUGUGCACCAAGUCUGUAGCUCUGCCAGUGAGAUCCAUUAUUCAGCAAAAUCUAAGCCAGUAUGUAAAUGCAGUCAAGUGAUAGAGAUUUGUGUAUUUUAUAAAUGAUUUUAACACUGAGUAACCAAUUGUACAAUUCAUUGUAUAUGUCUGAAGACAUAAACCCACAAUAUUCUGAGAAAGGGCUGUGCCAAUGUAAGAAAAAUUUACCUUAAGGCUCUCUGUCAAUAGUCAUUUACUAGCUUUAGCUGUUUAACACAUUAUCUGUAUUUAGUAGUGAUUAUUUAUUUACCACUCUGAGGUAAUUCAGAAUUCAUGACUCACAGCUUUACGGAAGAGUUUAGGAAAUCUUGCUUUUAUUUAAUUUGGCUGACAACUGCCUUGUGUUGUAGAUCUUUGGCAUAUUGCUUCCAGUUAGCAUAUCCCAGGUUAAAAAGUCCGUUUCAUAAUUUAGGAUUCAUAAUGUACCAAAAAAACAGUGAAGCUUAUACAUUGUGAGUUUUGCUGGUUCAGUUAAAAUUAACGUGAUUAUGUGUGAAGGAAAUACCACACACAAAAGAAUUAAAAUGUAUGUUUUUUUUUCUCUUUGGUAUCUCUGCUAUCUAUCACCACUGGAGAAAGAGACAGCAAUGGAAGAUGGAGUUUGAGUUAUUUCUCUCAUUCUUAUGUACAUGUCUUAUAAAACUGAAAUAAAAUGUCUGUCACAUGACUAUAGAGAGAAUGGCUGAGCUUAGAGAAAGCAAGUAAAGUAACUAAUAAAAUUGUACUGUACACUGUGAAUAGAGCAUAAGACAUUUUGUAUCUUUUUUUUCUUCUUCUUUUUUUUUUAAUUAAUGAAAGCCAGCAACUGAGAGUUCCUUAAAAGAUUGGCCAAUCAAAUCAGGACUCAAAAUCAGACCUUAUUUUUUCCCCUCUUUUUUCCUAGCAGGAACAUCAGGAAAGAGAUUCUUCUAAACUAUGAUUUGCCAUCUGAGGAGAUAGGCUUUGCAGUCCAAGCUACUCCCAGAAGUUAAAUAUUGCUCACAAUGGGGCAAUGUACAUCACCCAAACAAACUUUUAAGCUGUUUGUUGCCUAAUGGAAGGGAAAUUGCUAAGGUCAAGAAGAAGUCGGAAGCCUAGCGUAUUAUACACCCACUCAUUAUUGUUUAAUUACUUUCUUUUGACAUGAGGCAAUGAUUAGUAUUGCAUUAAUUCAAAUGGGAGUUUUGGCUAUCAAGAUUUGUUGAUUUGAGGUGUAAUUGAAUGAAACCUAAUUAAGGUUUUGACUUCUCUGGCCCAGUUGUGCUACAGGUUGACAUUCACAUUUAUCAGUCCAUGUCUCCCCAUAUGGCUCAAAGUUGCACCAAUGACUGGUGAAUGAUACACAAACACACAAGAAACAAACAAACAAACAAACAAAAAAUCCCACACAAACAAACAAACAAAAGCAGCAUACAUUGUAUGAAUUAUUUCAAACGCUAUUGUUCAAUGGCUGUGUUUAAUGUGACCUAUCUGGAAAAUGAGGACUAUGAAUAAAAAGCAAUUACUAAUAGUGGUGUUGCCUGCUUUUGCAUUCAUUAACACAGAAGAAAUGUGUUAAACACUGCAUACCACAGGGAGCCUGAUGGUAAUUACUUUGGAAAAGCAACUUGUGGCAUUGCGGCUGUUACAGCUAGUUAUCAGUUUGCCAAAAAAAUGACAGUUCCUGCUUCAUUUAUUAGAAAUGUGUAACCGUUUUCUCUCAACAGGAAGGUGGUGAACAGUUUUCAUCAAGCUGGGUAGGUUUAUCUUUUAAGCAGCUGAUGUGCUGAAUCCCUACAGGCUGUUAUUUGCUCACAGAUAUAUGGAGCUGAAUAAAGGAUAGUUUGGUUCAGUACACUGGUGUGAGUUCACCAAAAGU